This is a messenger RNA of Hyaena hyaena (striped hyena), 3036 nucleotides long. It is a transcript of the gene SLC5A5, whose product is annotated as solute carrier family 5 member 5. The record is from RefSeq and is a predicted model, not a curated record. NCBI's taxonomy places the organism in Eukaryota, Metazoa, Chordata, Mammalia, Carnivora, Hyaenidae. Gene Ontology annotation, molecular function: sodium:iodide symporter activity. The coding region runs from base 148 to 2331 and encodes 727 amino acids. Gene Ontology annotation, cellular component: membrane. Gene Ontology annotation, biological process: sodium ion transport; thyroid hormone generation; iodide transmembrane transport. The transcript is spliced from 15 exons.
ACCGGAGGCCGCCGGUUGUCAGCGCUGAGCACAGCCCCCGGGCAGAGGGACCGACGGCCGGGCGGUGCACACACCGCUGCGCUGGGGAACCCGGACGGACGCAGAGGCGCGGUGCACGGACCGACAGACGGCAGAGGCAGACCCUAGAUGCUGAGGGGGGAACGGGGAGGCAGGCGACCGCAGCGAGGAGCCACAGAUCCCUUGUCCAGGGAACCCCUGCCCGAGUCCCUCCCGCUGCCUCCCUCCAGGGAGCCACGGAGACGGGUGCGGCCUCGCUGCAGGGACCGAGCAUCCUACCACCUCCGCAGUCCUGCCUCCUCGGCGGCUGCCGGUUCCCCUUGCCCGGGGCGCGCGGGGAGGCUAGAAGGGCCGAGGACGCGCUUGGCGCCCCCACCCCCGUCCUCGCACCUCAUGGCCACCGUCCAGGCCGGGGCGCGGGCCACUUUUGGACCCUGGGAUUACGGGGUCUUCGCCCUCAUGCUGCUGGUGUCCACAGGCAUCGGGCUGUGGGUCGGGCUGGCGCGGGGCGGGCAGCGCAGCGCCGAGGACUUCUUCACCGGCGGCCGGCGCCUGGCGGCCCUGCCCGUUGGCCUCUCGCUGGCCGCCAGCUUCAUGUCGGCGGUACAGGUGCUGGGCGUGCCAGCCGAGGCCUACCGCUACGGCCUCAAGUUCAUCUGGAUGUGCCUGGGCCAGUCGCUCAACUCUCUGCUCACCGCGGUGCUCUUCCUGCCCGUCUUCUACCGCCUGGGCCUCACCAGCACAUACCAGUAUCUGGAGCUGCGUUUCACCCGCGCUGUGCGGCUCUGCGGGACCCUGCAGUACCUGGUGGCCACAGUGCUGUACACUGGCGUCGUGAUCUACGCCCCCGCGCUCAUCCUGAAUCAAGUGACUGGGUUGGACAUCUGGGCAUCGCUCCUGUCCACUGGAGCCAUCUGUACCUUCUACACGGCUGUGGGCGGCAUGAAGGCUGUGGUCUGGACUGAUGUGUUUCAGGUCGUGGUGAUGCUAAGUGGCUUCUGGGUGGUCCUGGCCCGCGGGACCGUGCUGGUGGGUGGGCCCCGGCACGUGCUUGAGAUUGCCCAGAACCACUCCCGGAUCAACUUGGUAGACUUUAACCUGGACCCACGGAGCCGCUACACAUUCUGGACUUUUGUGGUGGGCGGCACAUUGGUGUGGCUCUCAAUGUACGGCGUGAACCAAGCACAGGUGCAGCGCUAUGUGGCCUGUCGCACAGAGAAGCAGGCCAAGCUGGCCCUGCUCAUCAACCAGCUGGGCCUGAUCCUGAUCGUGUUCAGUGCUAGCGUCUGUGGCAUCGUCAUGUUCACGGUCUAUGUAGACUGCGACCCUCUCCUUGCAGGGCGAAUCUCUGCCCCAGACCAGUACAUGCCCCUGCUGGUCCUGGACAUCUUCAAGGACCUGCCUGGAGUCCCUGGGCUCUUUCUGGCCUGUGCUUACAGUGGGACCCUCAGCACCGCGUCCACUAGCAUCAAUGCCAUGGCUGCAGUCACCGUGGAGGACCUCAUCAAACCUUGGAAGCCAAACCUCCCACCCCGGAGACUCGUAAUGAUCUCCAAGGGGCUCUCGCUCAUCUAUGGCUCGUCCUGUCUCACGGUGGCAGCGCUGUCCUCACUGCUGGGGGGAGGCGUCCUCGAGGGCUCCUUCACCGUAAUGGGGGUCAUCAGCGGCCCCCUCCUUGGAGCCUUCAUCCUGGGAAUGUUUCUCCCUGCCUGCAACACUCCGGGUGUCCUCUCCGGGCUGGCCGCAGGCUUCGCGCUCUCGCUGUGGGUGGCGGUGGGCGCCACUCUAUACCCGCCCAGCGCCCAGUCCUUGGGAGUCCUGCCGUCAUCGGCCACCGACGGCUGUGCGGUGCCCUCAGCCAACGCCUCUGGCCUCCUGGUCACCAACACCUCCAGCAAGAACCCCCGCCCUGGAAUGGACCCCGGUCGACCCGUCUUAGCCGACAGCUUCUAUGCCAUUUCCUAUCUUUAUUAUGGUGCCCUGGGAACGCUGAGCACUCUGCUAUUUGGAGCCCUCGUCAGCUGCUUGACAGGCCCCACCAAGCGCAGUGCAUUGGGUCCUGGGCUGCUGUGGUGGGACCUUGCACGGCAGACAGCAUCAGUGGCCCCCAAGGAAGAAGUGGAUACCUUGGAUGACAGCUUAGGGAAGGGUGCUGAGGAACUGUCCCCUGGAGCCAAGAGGCCUCCUGACUUCCUGCCCACUGAUGAGGAUCAUCUGCUCUUCCUGGGGCAGAAGGAGGUGAAUGGAGCUGACUCCCAGACCCCCAGCAGUGGACGUGACCGUGGUCAGGACCUUCGAGAGACGGACCUCUGAGCCAGUAGGCGACUGACCACCUGGGAUGGAACCUCGGGGUGGGCCACUCCCAGGCCACAGGAGAACAGCCUCGGGCUCCGAUUGGCUGGACUGCAUCCUAUGCAAAUGAGUAUGGGACUGAAUGUCCCCACCCUAUGGGAAGAGGUGAACCCCUGCCUUUAGGAGGUCAUUUUAUCCAGCCUCCUUCUUCCAGCCAGUCCCUAGCCUUAGGUGCUGCACUAUUGCCCUCUCCUCAAAACGAAGCCAGAUUUUUCUCUACAUACAAUAGAAAGAUGUUGGGGUCCCCUCUGGACAACAUGGGAAAACUCUGGGCCCAAGAUUAGGGUCUGAGAAAGUCUCCAGCACUUCUCUGGAAUAUGGCUGAACCCUAGCAAGGAUUUUGAAGGUCCUCAGGCACAAUCCCCCUGCACCCCAUUUCACAGAUGGAGAAACUGAGGCCUGGAAAGGGACAACAACUUGACCAAGGUCACAGAGCAAACCAGAGAUUCAUUGAGAGUUGGACACCAGCUCUUCCUCCUUCUGCCUCUCUGUUUUCCUCCCUUUGAAGGGUCAGACAUCACAUGGCCCUUGACCUUGGGAGCAAGAGGGGAGGAUAAAGGAGAAAUAAUGUUUUCAGUCUUCCUUUUUGUGCUUGGGCCCUAUCCAUCGCAUCUAUUAAGAACCAUGAACCGGGGCACCUGGGUGGCUCAGUCAGUUGAGCGUCUG